AUGUCCAACAAUCAUUUACAACCUCCUAAUAAUUCCCAUGAAGAUUCUUCACAAAUAACAACUAUAUCUGAUAUUUCUUGUCUGAAGAUCCUGACUCUUGCAGAUCUUGAACCAUUUUGUAUAGGAACAGGAACAACACCACGAGUUCAUUUACAAUGUCGUUAUUAUCGAUUCCCUAAUGAAGAUAGUUUUGAAACUUGGUUAGAUGAUCGGAAACAAGUAGUUCAUUGGAUUUGUCGACAAAAGAAACCUCAUAAAAAUUCAGCCUUUUUAGAAUAUAGAGAAUAUGAAUGUAAUUUUGCUGGCAGGUAUACUCAAACUAGUGCUAAUCAUAUUAAUACCACCAAUGAUUUACAACAACAAAAUGGGGAUGGUACAAAUGAGACAACACCAGCACCUAUAAAAAAGAGGAAAAGAAAACCAACGAUUAAAAUCAAUUGUCCGGCUAAAAUCCAAAUGAAAAUAACCCCAAAAGAUCCUGAUGGAAUUUACGUUACUUGGAUUUAUAAACAUAAUCAUGACGUUGGUACUGAAGAAUAUUUUAAUCUGAGUAGAGAAAAGAAAAAUGCAAAAAGAAAGAGUAAAAAAAGAAAGAGGUAA
This is a messenger RNA of Candida dubliniensis CD36, 600 nucleotides long. RefSeq lists its product as uncharacterized. The record is from RefSeq and is a predicted model, not a curated record. The coding region runs from base 1 to 600 and encodes 199 amino acids. The transcript has a single exon. Lineage: Eukaryota; Fungi; Ascomycota; Pichiomycetes; Serinales; Debaryomycetaceae.